Oncorhynchus keta (chum salmon) is the source of this 2064-nucleotide messenger RNA. Its product is annotated as zinc-binding protein A33-like. Gene Ontology annotation, molecular function: protein binding. Bases 1100 to 2050 code for a protein of 316 amino acids. The transcript has 5 exons. Lineage: Eukaryota; Metazoa; Chordata; Actinopteri; Salmoniformes; Salmonidae. The record is from RefSeq and is a predicted model, not a curated record.
AGGGUUAUCUUUGGUCUCUUUGUUGCCUCUCUGAUUAAUGCCCUCCUUGCCUGGUCCGUGAGUUUUGGUGGGGGGCCCUCUCUUGGCAGGUUUGUUGUGGUUGGUGCCAUAUUCUUUACAUUUUUUAAAUAAUCGAUUAAAUGGUGCUCCGUGGGACGUUCAAAGUUUCUGAUAUUUGUUUAUAACCCAACCCUGAUCUGUACUUCCCCACAGCUUUGUCCCUGACCUGGUUGGAGAGCUCCUUGGUCUUCAUGGUGUCGCUUGCUUGGUGGUGUUCCAGACCCUGGGGCCUUUCAGAACAGGUGUAUAUAUACUAUAUAUAUAUACUCAUGAUGUAAGAGAUCAUGAGACACUUAGAUUGCACACAGGUUACACACACACACACACACACACACACACACACACACACACACACACACACACACACACACACACACACACACACACACACACACACACACACACACACACACACACACACACAUACACACAUACACACUCCUAAGCCCCACCCCUAAGCCACCUGUACUGCAGAGAGUCAAAAGUUCAGAAGGGUACAGUCCCAGAUACGGUGGCCAGAAGACACUAUAAAGGACUCUAUAACUCACUACAACUAACUUACCACAACUUCAAGACUCACAGCAUCUAUUGAAGAGCAGGACAAUAUCAUCAACACUAAGAUUUAAACAACACUGAAGUCAAUGUCUGCUUCUUUCAGGGGCUAUUAGAGGGAAGUGACUGAUUUCAUUACAAAAUGGCUUCUGGUUCAUCUUUCCAAUAGCAGGAUCUCUCCUGUCUUGUGUGCCGUGACAUCUUCAAGGAUCCCGUUCUAGUGCCGUGUGGCCACAGCUUCUGUGACACCUGUCUGCGGGAAACCUGGAAACAAAGGGGAUAUCGGGAAUGUCCGGUCUGCAGGAGAAAAUGUUCCAAAGACUGGUAUCCUCCUAACCUUCCUCUAGAGAGCCUGUGUGAGGCCUUCUCACAGUCACAUACAGGUAGUCAGAAAUCAACAAGCAAGAUAAGCUCUGCACUCUGCGGUCUGCAUGGAGAGACACUGGAGCUGGAGGACAAACAGCCUGUCUGUUUGGUGUGGCAGGAUAUGAGACAACGUAACCACAAACCGCUAGCUGAGGCUGUACAGGAUCAUAAGAGCCAGGCCCAGAACACAGAGAGGCAGAUUAAGGAAGAAUUUCAGAAGCUUCACCAGUUUCUACAAGAGGAGGAGGAGGCCAGUAUAGCGACACUGAGGGAGGAAGAGGAGCAGAAGAGUCAGACGAUGAAGGAGAAGAUUGAAGAGAUGAACAGACAGGUAUCAUCACUUUCAGAUACAAUCAGAGCCAUAGAGAAGGAGAUGAGAGCUGAGGACAUCUCAUUGCCGCUGAACUACAAGGCCACAGUGAAAAGAGCCCAUUUCACACUGCCGGAUCCACAGCUGGUCUCAGGUGCACUGAUUGAUGUGGCCAAACACCUGGGCAACCUACAGUUCAGAGUCUGGGAGAAGAUGCAGGGGAUUGUGAAAUACAGUCCUGUGAUUCUGGACCCAAACACCGCUUACCGAUAUUUCGUCCUGUCCGAGGAUCUGACCAGUCUAAGAUUCUGUGCGAGUCAGCAGCUUCCUCACAACCCAGAGAGGUUUGAUUACAAUGCAUUGGUCCUGGGCUCCGAGGGCUUUACCUCAGGGACACACAGCUGGGACGUUGAGGUUGGGGACAGCACAGUCUGGUCCGUGGGUGUCGUACAAGAGGCUGCCCAGAGGAAGGGAAACAUGAAGCCUGAACGGUGGAUUGUGUAUUAUAGUGGAGGUAAAUACAGAGCACGCCCCGCAUCAGGGCCAGGUGUUCCCAUCACAAUGAGACCAAAACCCCAGAGGAUCAGAGUGCUGCUGGACAGGGACCGAGGACAGCUGUCAUUCUCUGACCCUGAUAAUAACACACACCUGCACACAUUCACACACACCUUUACUGAGCAAGUCUUUCCAGCCGUAGGUCACGUUUCUAAAGUUCACCGUCUGAGGAUCGUACCAGGGAAGAUCUCUAUAAAGAUGGAGUAGACUCUCAAAACCGU